Molecule: messenger RNA, 2157 nt
Organism: Dichomitus squalens LYAD-421 SS1
Lineage: Eukaryota; Fungi; Basidiomycota; Agaricomycetes; Polyporales; Polyporaceae
Exons: 1
Coding region: 1-2157 (718 amino acids)
Source: RefSeq, a predicted model, not a curated record
AUGGAUCUCCCUCCGCUCUUUGUCACCGACAAGUCAACGCCGCCAACUGACCUGUCUACGCGUACAACGUACCAGGCAUAUGCCCCUUACACACAGGCACCGGACACUACAACUAACGACAAUGUAGACCGCGAAGAAAAACACUCGCCUGCCAAGCAAUCUCAUGCGCCCGCCAAACACAGUUCCAAGUCAAAAGCGGUCAAGGGCAAGCCUAAAGCGCCAAGCGUCCUUGAGGUUCAGGCUCAAGAUGUCCCUGGUCCUGCUCCGGAUACUGGUUUGCCUUCUCCCAGGCCCCUCGCCGAACAUCCCGUACACACUGGCAUUCUACCGAUCAUCCCCUCUCAAAGUCCGACCACGCUCACCGUCCCUCCGGUCACACUGGCACUCGCCUCUGGUUUGUCUGCACUGCCGCCUUUGACUGCUCUGGCAACCCGUGCAUCUCGCUCGCCCAUCCCGACACCUUCUCUUGCCGAGGUCCCGAAUGACCCUUCUCGCGCACUGGGUGCGAACCAACCCGAUCACGACACCGACAAAGGUCCUAGCCACACGCAGAUCGUCGUCGCCGUCCUAGUCUCUGUCGGCAUCAUCUUCAUGUUUCUCAGUGUCCUCGUCUUCUGGAGAUGGCGGAAUCGUCCCCGCAAAAGGACCUGCCCGACACCCUCUCUGCCGAUUUUCCAAGAUCCCUUCACCGACCAAGAUCUCAAGGUCGACGAUGAGUCUCUCUUUGGCGGCAAAGACAACGACUCGUCCAUCGCCAGACCCCCGAGCAAUGGCAUCUAUCCUUGGGUGCAGUACACUCCUCGGCCUUCUGAAGGACUGGCAGCUGCGAAGUCUAAGAGUCCUCUGCCUAACCUGCCCUCGAAGGAACCUCUGGCGGCACCCAAGUCUGCGCUGAUCUCUGACAAGCCUGUGAACCCUGUGCACGUCAAGCUACCAGCCAAAACUAGCACUUACAAUGAGCCGCCAGCUAACCCCCCUGUGCAACAGAUGCAGACCGCGCUUACGCGUGCAGCACACCGCGUCUCCGCCAUGUCCAUGUCCAUCUACCCAACCUCGCCCCAGUCCAACGCCGGCAUCGGGAUAGCCAUCGGCGGCGCGUCUCCUCUCACCGGCGACGGCACCCCCAUGCUCAACCGCAAGCCAUCCAGGGAGCGUGCGGCAGCCAAGGACCGCCAGAGCUUCCGCCACAGCCUCGGCGCGACGGAGUACCGCGACAUCUACGGCGGCGCACAGGCCACCUCGCCCCUCCUCCAGCCCCCCGCACCAACAGCGGCGCCCCCGAUGUCGAGGGCCUCCCAGCGCAGGUCCAUGUUCACCCCUGCAUCCGGCCCGGGCCGCGCACGCGUCCAGCCGGGGUACACCCCUGGGGCAGCGACCGCCACCCUCCGCGCGUCCUCGACCGUCGCCGGGAUCACCACCCUCGCCCGCCCGCCCGGCACGCGCGCGUCCCUGCUCGCGCAGCACUGCGAGCCCACGUACGUCCUCCCGCCGCUCUCCCCCGCGCUCAAGUCCGACGCGCGCCGCGAGCGCGACACCCGCGCGCUCACGUCCGCCCUCGGGCUCGCGACGCCCUCCGCGCCCGCGUACGCGCACGCGCACGAGCCGGCGUACCUCUUCUCUCCCGCGGCGACGCUCCAUCCGGACGACUCCAUCACGCUCGCCGGGGACCGCGAGCUGGGCGACAGGCGCCGGAGCUUCGCGAGCAGGCCCGCGCCGCCGCUGCCCCCCGUGCCGUCGUCCACCCCAGCGCCGACCCCGACGCACCACCGCGCGCAGAGCGAGGCGCCGAUGAGCCCCGGGACGGAGGCGAGCGCGCGGCUGGGAAACCUGAUGCUCGCCGAGUUCACCGCGAGCAUGGCGUCGCUCCCGUCCGCGCGCAUCGUCGGGGCCGCCCCGCCGGCCCACCAGGGCGCGCAGGGGCAGGGACAGGCGAAGACGCGGGCGGGGGUCCCGCGCAAGAACGUAAGCGGGAGUAGGGCGGACGACCGACCGCCGCGCGUGCCGUCGCCGCCGCCGCUGCCGAGCCUGGCGCAGAUGGCGAUGGCGCACGCGAACCCGGAGGCGUACGACGACUAUAGGAGCCCGACGUAUAGUAUUUAUGGGCUGUAUGAGACCGAGAGGAGGAGCCGUGCGCAGGGUGCGCCGACUGAUUUCUGA